Manihot esculenta (cassava) is the source of this 744-nucleotide messenger RNA. Its product is annotated as heavy metal-associated isoprenylated plant protein 43. The record is from RefSeq and is a predicted model, not a curated record. The transcript is spliced from 2 exons. Lineage: Eukaryota; Viridiplantae; Streptophyta; Magnoliopsida; Malpighiales; Euphorbiaceae. Gene Ontology annotation, molecular function: metal ion binding. The coding region runs from base 222 to 626 and encodes 134 amino acids.
GUCAAGAUUAAUGGGUUGAAAAUUCCAAAGUGCAUAAAAAAACAACACAUUGCACAGGCAUAUAGAAACUUGCAGAGGAAGGUGAACAACCCAAAGACUCGUUAAACCAAGUCUCUCCUUUAGAUUAACUCCUGCAUUAUAAAUUAAUCUACAUAUAUAAAUGAUAAGGAAGAGUCCUGGUUUAUGCUUUGGCUGAUCGGCAAACAAACCUUGGAUCCUCCAUGGUGCAAAGGACAGUGUUGAAGGUUGACGUUUCAUGCCAAAAAUGCAAGACGAAGCUUCUCAAAGCAGUCUCUGCUCUUCAAGGUGUGGAUAAGAUGGAAGUUGAUGAAGGAAAGGGGACAUUAACGGUAACAGGAAAUGCAGAUCCGUAUGAAAUCAUAGUCCGAACAAGAAAAGCAGGAAAAUAUGCAGACGUGGUGAGCAUCGGGGCUCCUCCUCCACCGCCUAAACAAGAGCCUCCUAAGAAACCAGGUCCAGAUGAGAAUAAGAAGAAGCAAGAGGAGAAGAAGACUACUGAACAGAAGGCCCAAAUCCAUGAUCCUCUCACUUGUCCCCAAUGUCAACGCAUUGUUUUUGUUCCAGUGGGUUAUGAGGAGCCCAGCCCCUCGUGCUCCAUCAUGUGAUCACCUAACCUAUAAAUAAUAAUUACAUGUAGAUGCACUGGUCGAGUAAUUUUUGAAGAUAUGUUCAGAAAAUUCGGAAGAUUUAUUUUGGUGAACCCUAUCAAGAUCUUCAUGAGAA